CAACAAAUACUGCUAGCAAUCUAAUGACCAUUUUGAAGAAUUGUUACCAUGUGUAUCAUAAAGAUUGCUGAAUGCUUCUCAUGUUCUAUAUGAAGAAUUCUAAUAAUAACUCAAUGAGGCUGUAACAGUUGUAGGAUUACGCUUGCUACAGUAAUUAGUGAUCAAGGCUUUUUUAUAUGAUUUUCUCUCCCUGGCGAUGAAUGUUGAAAUUUAGUACCAUCUUAUAUACCGGUACAUCCUAAUAUUGUCUUGCUUUUCAAAUCCCAUGAAGCAAGCACUCUGUAUUUAGUCUGCUUUUUAUUGAACUAUUAAAAGUGCCGAAUAGUUGUCAGAUUAUUUCAAUGGCGGAUGUUGCGGCUCAUGAUCACAAACAUGUUCAUGAUGAAAAACAUGUCGUCAGAUUUCCAGAAGAACAAGAUGAUAAAUGUAAUAAAAUAUCUGUUUUGAGAACUGGAGGUUCAAAUAACAAAGUUGAAAUUCAUGCUGGAUUUUUUAAAUCUGAUCACAAGUAUGAAGUAAUAUUUGAAAUCAAUGACUUCGUAGGUCUUGGCAAAGAUGUAUCCAUAGAGGCUCCAUCAGGUGCACAUAUGACCUCCACAAAUGUUCAACACAAUACAUCUGGUAACAUAGAAGUCACACUGGAGUACUUUCCACAGAACAUAGAUGGUAUAAUAAACGAAUGCUUUACAAUCAGAUCAAACAAUGGAAAUAAAGAACUUCAUGGAGUAUUGAGAGCAGAAGUUCUAGGUCAUGGCCAAGGCACCCCAAUGUUGAAAGAUGGAGUAAGAUGCAUACAAAGGCCACAUAGUGCAAGUUCGUCAACAUCAAGCUAGAUAAGGAUCAAAAAACUGAUUUGAAGAUAAAGUAACAUCUCUGAGCCAUGCUAUGAAUAAUAUGAAAAUUGCUUCUCAGCUUAUCUUC
Styela clava is the source of this 921-nucleotide messenger RNA. Its product is annotated as adipose-secreted signaling protein-like. The record is from RefSeq and is a predicted model, not a curated record. NCBI's taxonomy places the organism in Eukaryota, Metazoa, Chordata, Ascidiacea, Stolidobranchia, Styelidae.